Daucus carota subsp. sativus is the source of this 1807-nucleotide messenger RNA. Its product is annotated as serine carboxypeptidase-like 20. Bases 168 to 1646 code for a protein of 492 amino acids. The transcript has 15 exons. The record is from RefSeq and is a predicted model, not a curated record. Gene Ontology annotation, molecular function: serine-type carboxypeptidase activity; acyltransferase activity, transferring groups other than amino-acyl groups. Gene Ontology annotation, biological process: secondary metabolic process; proteolysis. NCBI's taxonomy places the organism in Eukaryota, Viridiplantae, Streptophyta, Magnoliopsida, Apiales, Apiaceae.
GGCAACUUAAUUAUUCCCUACUUUCUUUGGUCUUCCCGCUAUUUAUUUCCUUCCCAUCUACUAUAUACCAAACUGCUAUAUAACAAGAUAUGAUAUGAUAUGAUGAUAUAUUCUCCCUCUUUCCAUUUCUAAGGACGAAAAAAAGAUUUGUACAGUCGAGCUUUUCCAUGAAGAAAUUCAUAUUUUUUACUGUAUUGUCACUUUUCUUAGUUCUUGAUUCUCACCAUGUUAGAGCAGCUCCAAGAGCCUUGCUCGUGAAAAGUCUUCCCGGCUUCGUCGGCUCCUUCCCAUCAAAUCACUAUGCAGGAUAUGUGACGCUGAAAGGGGAAUCAGAGUUGAAUUUCUACUAUUACUUUGUUACCUCAGAAGGGAAUCCAUCAAAGGAUCCUGUUGUGCUGUGGCUCAAUGGUGGACCAGGUUGCUCAAGCUUUGAUGGCUUUGUCUAUGAACAUGGUCCCUUCAAUUUUGAGGCUGGAAAAGGAGGCCUGCCUACUUUGCACUUGAAUCCAUAUAGCUGGUCCAAGGUUUCUAAUAUCAUCUAUUUGGAUUCACCUGUUGGCGUUGGCUUCUCCUACUCGAAUGAUACGUCUUCUUAUGUCACAGGGGAUAAAAAAACUGCUGAAGACACUCAUAAUUUUUUACUCAAGUGGUUUGAACAAUAUCCGGAGUUUGUGAAUAAUCCAUUUUACAUUGCUGGGGAGUCAUAUGCUGGCGUUUAUGUUCCAACGCUUGCUUCAAACGUGGUACAAGGAAUUAAGAAAGGUGUAAAGCCUGUGAUUCAGUUCCAGGGCUAUAUGGUUGGAAAUGGAGUAACAGACCAUCAAAUUGAUGGAAAUGCUCUUGUUCCAUUUGCACAUGGAAUGGGACUCAUCUCCGACUAUAUGUUCGAGCAAGCUAAGACCUACUGCAAAGAUAAUUUCUACGAUCCAAGCACUAGAAACUGCUCUAAAGCCAUUCAGAACAUCGAUGCUGCUAUUGAUGGUUUAAACAUCUAUGACAUCCUUGAGCCAUGCUACCACAGUCCCUCCAAUAUGGAUAAAGCUAAAGAUUCAAGCAUCCCAGUAAGCUUCCAACAAUUGGGGCAAACAAGUCGCCCAUUAACUGUUAGGAAAAGAAUUUAUGGACGAGCAUGGCCUUUUCGUGCACCAGUUAGGGAUGGACUUGUUCCAUUAUGGCCCCAAAUAAUGGCGGAAUCAAAUGCAGUUGGAGUUCCAUGCAUUAAUGAUGCGGUGGCAACUACAUGGCUCAACAAUGAUGCAGUUAGAAAAGCAAUCCAUGCCAGCCCAAAAGCUGGACCAUGGGAGUUAUGCACUGGUCAGAUAUUUUACGACCAUGAUGCUGGAAGCAUGAUUCCCUACCAUAAAAACCUAACGAGCCAGGGAUAUCGUGCUCUCAUCUACAGUGGAGACCAUGAUAUGUGCGUGCCAUUUACUGGCAGCAAAGCAUGGACCAGUUCACUUGGAUACAAGGUUGUAGAUGGAUGGAGGCCAUGGAUAUCUAAAGGACAAGUCGCAGGGUACACAGAAGGAUACGCAAACAAUUUCACUUUUCUAACUGUAAAGGGGUCAGGACACACUGUGCCGGAGUAUAAACCACAAGAGGCCUUGGACUUCUACAGCCGUUGGUUGGCGGGUAAACGAGUCUAACGAUAGUGCUCAGUUACAUCACAUUCUUCAUUCUUGUCAAAUUUAUGUAAUCCAAAAUCUUGGAAAAUUCCAAAAAGAAAAAAUGGAAAAGAGAAAAGGAAACAAUAAUGGAAUCAAGAAUCAUUUUCAAUAUCUAAUAUCAUCCCAUGUUAUUAAUGCAA